AUGAGGGCAUCUGGCUUGCAUUCUGUUGUGGCCGUGACCGGCCUGCUUGGCUCUGUCAGCGGUCACCAUAAACAUGGCUCAAGUUGCGAAGAGGUUCCCAUCGUUGAGUAUCAGCCAGUUGCUGUCGUUUGCUCCGGCUCCACGACCGCGAGCACGAUUACUCGGACAUACAAUGGCUGCGCACCAACAUCCUGCGUCGUCACCGUGUCAGAGUUUCCCGUUACGGCUGCCAACAUCACGACAAAGACCGUGAUCGGAACAUGCGAGGGCACCCGCACCCUGCCGGUUGGCCCCGGAGGCGACACGACUGUCAUCGUGACGGAGACUCCAGGCUGCGUCAUUACCAAGACCACCAAGGGACCCAAGCCGGGAACAACCACGCUCAAGCCGAACUCGGCGCCCGAGUCGCUCCAGCGAGGAGUCUACGGUAUCGCCCACGGGCUCGUCCGCUACAUCGCGAUCAAGCACGACGGCUUCACGCACCACGACUUCCCGCACUGGUACCCAGUCCACUUCCUCGAGUGCAUCAAAUACAUCUACAAACACGUCAAACACGGGCACGGGCAGCACCACGUCCACAGGUUCCUCCACGUCCGCCACGACUUCGUCCACGUCAACGUCCGGCACGUCUACUUCGACAACCACGUCGGCGACUUCAUCAAGCACAUCCACGCAAACCACGCCGACAACAUCGUCAUCCUCCACCUCAACCACAACUACUACACAGACGACCCCGACAACGUCGUCUUCAUCAUCAUCCACUUCGACCACAACCACGGAGACCACGCCGACGACAUCAUCCUCGUCUACCUCCACUACAACCACAACAGAGACGACUCCCACUACAACCUCGUCAACUACCUCGACGACUACCACACGGACCGCGCGCAGGUAUACCUGAACCAGCAGAUCCCGCGCUGUGGCGACCCCCCGCCCGAGGUCACCCUCACCAUCCGCUUCGACUACCAGUUCACGGGCGACUCGGAGGGCUGCAGCAUCGGCGCCGCCGUCAACCGCGAGACGACCAACCUCGUCACCAUCACGGACGAGGGCGUCACGCCUGGCGAGUGGCAGCAUUACGAGGGCCAGCCGAUCACGGUUCAGUUGACAUACGACUCGCUCUUCACGCUGAAGCUUAUGUGCGACUCGGAUACACCAAACACGCCGGGUAUUCUCAUCACCGACAUCACCAUCUACUAA
Purpureocillium lilacinum is the source of this 1200-nucleotide messenger RNA. Lineage: Eukaryota; Fungi; Ascomycota; Sordariomycetes; Hypocreales; Ophiocordycipitaceae. The record is from RefSeq and is a predicted model, not a curated record.